Neltuma alba is the source of this 2061-nucleotide messenger RNA. Its product is annotated as ruBisCO large subunit-binding protein subunit alpha-like. Gene Ontology annotation, molecular function: ATP binding; ATP-dependent protein folding chaperone. Gene Ontology annotation, biological process: protein refolding. NCBI's taxonomy places the organism in Eukaryota, Viridiplantae, Streptophyta, Magnoliopsida, Fabales, Fabaceae. The record is from RefSeq and is a predicted model, not a curated record.
AUACCCUUAUCCUCAAGCUCCCCGAAGCACAUAACUAGCGGGAAAUGGCAUUGGCAAACGCUAUCUCCUCGGCCUCUCUCCUUCGCUCUCCCAAGCAGAGUUUCAGUAGGAGGGCCAACCAGCAGCAACCGAAUGGGAGGGUAAAUUACAGGCAAUUCGGCAAUCGGUUUGUGGUGCGAGCUGAUGCUAAAGAGAUUGCCUUUGACCAGAAGUCCCGUUCAGCUAUGCAGGCUGGCAUUGAUAAGCUAGCAGAUGCUGUGGGACUUACCCUUGGGCCCAGAGGGAGGAAUGUUGUGUUAGAUGAGUUUGGAAAUCCAAGAGUAGUUAAUGAUGGAGUUACUAUUGCUCGGGCUAUAGAGCUAGCUGAUGCCAUGGAAAAUGCUGGCGCAGCUCUGAUUAGAGAGGUUGCGAGUAAAACCAAUGACUCUGCUGGGGAUGGGACUACAACAGCGUCAGUCCUUGCUCGAGAAAUAAUCAAGCUGGGACUUCUUAGUGUGACCUCUGGUGCUAAUCCUGUGUCACUCAAAAGAGGAAUUGAUAAAACAGUGCAGGGUUUGGUGGAGGAGCUAGAGAAAAAGGCCAGGGCUGUCAAAGGACGAGAUGACAUCAAAGCCGUUGCCUCUAUUUCUGCUGGAAAUGAUGAGCUGAUUGAAAUGAUUGCUGAUGCAAUUGAUAAGGUUGGACCUGAUGGUGUUUUGUCCAUUGAAUCAUCAUCCUCAUUUGAGACAACGGUUGAAGUCGAAGAAGGAACAGAGAUUGAUCGUGGGUACAUCUCCCCGCAAUUUGUCACAAACCCUGAGAAAUCAACUGUUGAAUUUGAGAAUGCUAGAGUAUUGAUUACAGAUCAGAAGAUUUCAGCAAUAAAAGAUAUAAUUCCUCUAUUAGAAAAAACCACUCAAUUGAGAGCUCCCUUGCUUAUUAUUGCUGAAGAUGUCACUGGUGAGGCUUUGGCUACUCUUGUUGUGAAUAAAUUGCGAGGCAUCCUUAAUGUUGCUGCCAUCAAAGCUCCUGGGUUUGGUGAGCGGAGGAAGGCUCUGCUUCAGGACCUCGCUAUUUUGACUGGUGCUGAGUUCCAAGCCACUGACUUGGGCCUGCUUGUCGAGAACGCCUCAAUUGAGCAACUUGGCUUAGCUCGGAAAGUGACCAUCACCAAGGACUCUUGCACACUUAUAGCUGAUGCUGCGUCGAAAGAUGAGUUGCAAGCAAGGGUUGCACAAUUAAAAAAGGAGUUGGCAGAGACAGAUUCAGUGUAUGACUCUGAGAAACUGGCUGAGAGGAUUGCUAAGUUAUCUGGGGGAGUUGCAGUCAUCAAGGUUGGUGCUGCUACAGAAACUGAACUUGAGGACCGUAAGCUUCGUAUUGAGGAUGCCAAGAAUGCAACUUUUGCUGCCAUUGAAGAAGGUAUUGUUCCCGGUGGAGGCACUGCAUUGGUUCAUCUCUCUGCAGCUGUUCCAGCGAUCAAGGACAAGCUGGAAGAUGCGGAUGAGAGGCUAGGAGCAGACAUUGUGCAGAAGGCACUGGUAUCACCUGCAGCAUUGAUUGCUCAAAAUGCGGGAAUAGAAGGUGAAGUGGUUGUGGAGAAAAUAAAGUCAGGUGAAUGGGAGGUUGGUUACAAUGCGAUGACGGACAAAUAUGAGAAUUUGGUGGAGGCUGGGGUAAUAGACCCCGCUAAGGUGACGAGGUGCGCUUUGCAGAAUGCUGCUUCAGUGGCUGGAAUGGUGCUGACCACGCAGGCCAUCGUGGUGGAGAAGCCCAAGCCCAAGGCACCCGCUGCCGCUCCCCCACAGGGUCUUACCAUAUAAGCUAGCUGGUCCCGUAGCAGACAACAGUUUUGUGUAGAGUAUUGAAGGAGCACGAGUGUUGGCUUUUCUGAUUUCGCCGCAAAUUCUGACUGUUUUUGCUGCAAUCGGAUGCCAUCUGAAGCCAUAGUUCUUCUCAAUCGUAUCGUGAGAUAUAUCCUUGUUGCGAGUGACAGGAUAAUUUGAAUUUUAUUUUUAAGGAUCACGUUAUUUUGAUAUUUAGAUUAUCUUGAAGAAUAAAAUCACGUUAACCACCACCAAA